AUGGUGGCACCGCGGGGUUCCCCGGGCAGCGCUGGCUAUUUAUGCCCUGCUGCCAGCCCUGAUUGCUCCGCGGGCAGUGACGUGGUGACAGCGCUGCCAGGGCCCUGCACCUGCCCCCUCCGGGCCAGCAGCCCUUUGUCACCCGCCCGGCAGACAGAUGGAGGGGGACAGGUGAGACCCCUCACCAGCAGUGAUCCCCACUCCUUCUUCAGUAGGUUCCUGGGCCAAAUCCUUCAGCUGAGCUUUGUCAAGUACCUGCUCAAGAUGCUUCAGAAAGCAUGGGUCUGGAUUGGAUUUGUGAUCCCUGUGGAGACCAUGAUCAGCCAACUCUGCCCCACCCGGUCUCCCCCCAGGCCCGGCCGCCUGGCCAGGAAGCGCCGGGGGAGACUCGUGUGCCUUCUCCUCUCCGUGGUGCCUCCCAGGAUCCAGAACAUCCUGGGCUCCCUGCCAGCAACCAGCUGGGGCCAGGGCAACCAGCCCAGGGAAAUCCUGGAAGCUCCAAUCAACCCAUCCAGCAAAGCCAGCAAGAGGAAGAGGGAUGAUGUGGCUCUGGAGGAGCAGGAGUCCUGGUUUGUGGUGCUGGAGAAGGACUUACCAGAAGAUGACUCUGAAGACCUCACAUAUGAGCCCUCGGAUGAGGAGUCAGACAGUGAGGAGUACAGGUCCUACAAUGACACUGAGGCAGAGCUGGAGCUGGAAGAGCAGGAUGGGAUCACAGUAAUGCUGAAGGAGUCCUUGGAUCCCCAGAGGACACACAACCCUCAGGAGCUGGUGGUGCUGCCAGGGCUGGAGGAUCCAGCUGGGUCCAGCAGUGGGGAAGGUGCUGCAGACGUGGGCAGUGGUGAUGGUGAUGCCCAGAAGCCCCAGGCUGAUGUGAGCAGUGGGCAGGAGGCUGAUACAGAGUGAUGACAGCAGCAGUUUGUCCCAGGAAAACCAGGAAGCCUGACCCAUGGACCUGGACCUUCUGGGGCUGCAAAGUUCCUGACUCCCUGG
This is a messenger RNA of Chiroxiphia lanceolata (lance-tailed manakin), 993 nucleotides long. RefSeq lists its product as uncharacterized. Lineage: Eukaryota; Metazoa; Chordata; Aves; Passeriformes; Pipridae. The record is from RefSeq and is a predicted model, not a curated record. The coding region runs from base 1 to 906 and encodes 301 amino acids. The transcript has 7 exons.